Messenger RNA from Boeremia exigua, 1257 nucleotides. RefSeq lists its product as uncharacterized. Lineage: Eukaryota; Fungi; Ascomycota; Dothideomycetes; Pleosporales; Didymellaceae. The transcript has 3 exons. The record is from RefSeq and is a predicted model, not a curated record. Bases 1 to 1257 code for a protein of 418 amino acids.
AUGACUUUGACGGGCACUUCUGUUUGCGGCGACGAUUCGAAAGACGUUCUGCAGGGUGUUGUGUACACAUUGCUGGAUGUCUUUGAUGCCACCCGGGAUUUAUACCAGACAUUGACGAACAAAGACAAGAGGGACCAUGAGCUUAAGCUCCGAUCGAAGGGGUAUCCUGUUUCGAGGAAGCUGGAGUUUAUUGAUGACGCGGAGAUCAACGGCAAUCGAGCCAUCUUGACGGACAAGCUUGCUCUGUUGCGAAAAUACGAGGACGGCCUUCGCGAUUUUGGAUCCGAUUUUGCUGUCGGGGAUGCAUUGUCGCAUGUUUCCCUCCAGUCUCAGGUGAUCAAACUUCAGGGCGUGCUACUCACCACCUUCCUUUAUGGUCCAACGUCCGACGAGCCAAUACAGCAGCAGCUAUCAAGGAUCGAUGCGGCAUCACACGAUGCGGCAACGACAGCAGUAGAUAUCCUGGACGCGUUCCAGCAUCGUCUACAAGCUGAGCUUCGAGCCAGUAACGCCUCGAGAUCUCGUAGAGGCUCCUUGCGUGCGCCGUCUAUGCCGGGGUCGUUCCAUCAAGAUGAGCCAUCGACAACCCUCGUGACUUACCGGGAGCCGCCGCGAGUCCGACCAGGCAGCCCAGUGAACACAACGAUUUUUACCAGAGGCGGACCUGAGCCAACCGAGUCUGACAGGAGGUCCUUGACAUUAUACAGCGCACCCACAACCACUAAUUCGCUGUUCUGUCCGUACGCGCAAGAUCUCGAGCGACACCGCUCCCAGCAGCUAAGCCAAAGCAUUAUGGACGCCCCCACGCCAUCGUGUCCAGACUGCCGACGCACCCUGCACCUAUCCCCGGGAAAGGCGUGGGAGAUACUAAAGAACGACACCGGCUACGAGCGGUGUUUCCAGAUCUCCAACCGCUUCGUGGUCAAAUGCCACCGCAGCGGCCCUGACGCCGGCUACGCGUGUAUCCUGUGUUCGCGCGCGGCCGACGACGUGACGAUCUGUGGUGACGUCAAAGCGCUCGUGAAGCACAUGUGCGAGGACCACAAGUCAUCUGAGCUCAAGGCCGAAGAGGAUAUCACGGAGGUCGUGGAGCUGGCUCUGGGAGAGCGGCGAAGAGAUAGUGGACUUAGUCACUCCACAUCGCGUAGUAGUAGGAGGAGUGCUAGCGUGUCCUCGCGCCGGCGCGGCAGCAGGCCGUAUGUGAAUGAGCGCGAGGUGGAGGCGAUAGAAGUUAGAUUGCCGAGACGAGGUGCAUGA